Molecule: messenger RNA, 4191 nt
Organism: Volvox carteri f. nagariensis
Lineage: Eukaryota; Viridiplantae; Chlorophyta; Chlorophyceae; Chlamydomonadales; Volvocaceae
Exons: 23
Coding region: 1-4191 (1396 amino acids)
Biological process (GO): monoatomic ion transport
Source: RefSeq, a predicted model, not a curated record
AUGGAGCUCCCGUGCUACACCUUUGCCCGGCUGAAGCCGCUACGGAAACAUUUCUGGUGCAGCAAAUCCAGCUUCGAACCUAAACCUGGCGGGAAAUAUGUAACAAACAUCUUCUUGGCAGUCAGCAACCGCGGUGACAGCAACAGCAGCGAUGGGAGCAACGGCAGCAGCGGAAAGUCAAAACACUCUAAAGCUAAGAACCCGGGUCGCAGCCGCGCUGUGGUCGAACUUCCAGAGGUGUUCUAUCGCUUCACAGACGCGAGCGGCAACAGCGCUUCCGUGAUCGAGAAGGACGGCACCGUCACGCGAAUCAGCAUUGUCGUACCAACGGUGAUCAACCCGCUUGCCUCUUUCGAGGAACGCGAUAUAGAUCCCACCAGCUCUGAACCUGUCGUACCAAUUAGCAUCCUGGCACCGUCGCGGGCAGCUCCAGCAUCCGUCCUGAAGACGCGCGACGGCGGCGGCGGCGGCGGGGACAUUGGCGGCGUCAGCGGUGGCGACGGCGCCAGCUCAGGGUCGCAAGGGACUGUAUACGGCAGCACUGCCGCCAACGUUUUAGGGAGUGGGGACGCUACGGCCGGCAUGGACGGCAACGUAACGAUCGGUGAAGGUACCGCGGCGGCGGCGGCGGGGCCGUAUCCCGACGGCAGCGGGGGGGACGCCGACGACGCUGCAGCCGCCGCCUCCGACAGCGCCGCCACCGACCGCAGGAAUACGACAAGUACGGACAGUACGGAUGCCGAGGAUAGCGAGCUAUUAUGGGAUCCAGCGCUUCUAGGGGCGCUGGCGCUGGCCGCAGCAGCCGUCAGCGUCGGUGUCUUUGCCGCCAUGGCGGCGGCGGCGGACGCUGCGGCAGCAUCCGCCGCCGCGGCAGCGGCGGCGCUGGCGGCGCCGCCGGCGCCGGCGCCUGUGAAGUGGGUUCAGCUGAACCCGGUGCCGGGAAUGGCGCCGGCGACGGCAGCUGCCGUACAAUGGUACUUGCUUACGUGGACGGAGUUUUGCAACGGAUUCAUGGAGCCGUUAUCCCGAGCUUUCCAGAAAUGGUCGUACGCGGCCCUGCCAGUCAAGAUUGCUGUCGUACUGGUCAGCAGCUUUCCGCUGGUGCUGGUCUUCGGAGUCCUGUACUACUUGGCGGUGGGCGGCCGACCCGCGGGUCAGUCCUUCACAGAGGCGCUUAUCAAGAUACAUUGCAUCCUCAACCGAAUGCCGGGAACCAACAUGGUUCGGGAGAACAACGCGGUCAGCUUUCUAGUGGUGAAUGCGGCCUUCUUCACCGGGCUCUUCACAUUCGCCAUAUUCCUAGGAAUUGUGUCAGACGAGGUCAAAACCACGUUCAGGUCCAUCAAGACCGGCGAUUAUCCCGUACGUGUACGGGACCACGUGCUCGUCCUCAACUGGUCGCAUCACACAAUUCCGUUGCUACGGCAGUACGAUCUUGCACGGCAGUACGCGGGUAACGACGCCUUUUUCCGCCGGCCGUUGGUUCUGUUGUCGGACACUCCUAAACAAGACAUGGACAACGAAAUCGCGGAGCGGCUCAAAUCCAACAGCCUGGAGGUGGUAACCCGAUCCGGCAGCCCAGCCAUGUUGCGGGAUCUUUCAACGGUGGCGGCGGCGUCGGCCCACACCAUCAUCGUGUUGCACCCCGGCGGCGCCGCAAGCCAUGCGUCGGCGGAGGCGGCCAAGGCGUCGACGGCCAUGGCGCUGGCGGCGUUGACGGCGUCGGAGGCCGCGGCGGCGGCGACGCGUGGGAAGGAGCUGGCGGCGGCGCAGCAGCUCACCUGUGUUGGCGGCGAUCUUCCUGGUUUUAUCUCGCAGCCCUUCCAAGCGCUGUCCUCGUCACUGGGUUUGACCCGCCAUCCGACCCACGGGUCGGUGGGUCAGCGCCUGCCCCGCGUGUUGUUCCAGAUGCCCGACGAGGUGGUGGUGGCCCAAGACCCCGUCAGCUCCUUCACAAAGUCCUCCCCAGCCAACAUAAGCGGAACCAUGCAGGCGCUCUCUAUCACGGACGCGUCCGUCAUAGACAGAUUCACGUGCCAAGCUGCCGUACAACCAGGCAUGCUGCGCAUCUGGGCGAGCGUACUGCAGCAUGGACCGCACAGCAUCAAGGCUCUUAUGGUGCCCGUACCCGCCCAACUUGUGGGCUCCACCUUUGGCAAGGCGCGCUGCCAGUACGCGGAUGCCGUACUUAUCGGUAUCAUGCGGGCUAACGGAACCAACGGUAAUGCGAUAAAUGGAACCGCCAGCAGCAAUGGCGGCGGCGGCACCGCAGCGGCCGCAACUUGCUUCACAACCACCGACGGCGGCAGCGCCGGCGACGCCGCCGCCGCUGAUGCCGCCAGCUACAGCCUUCACAUGGACGUCCGUGAUCUGGACGGUUGGGAGUUGGCGGUUGGCGAUGUGUUGGUUAUGUUUGUUCCGGCGCGUGUAGCGGGUGUACCACAGGCGAGUACGGCGACGGCGGCGCUGUUUCCGCCGGCGGCGGCGGCGGCGGCGGAGCGCAUCCGACGCCAUGUCGGCUACAACGCCCCCCCCAAGCGCGUCAUCAUGGCGGGCUACCGCUGGCAGGAUGUUGCGGACGUGGCAGCGGCCUUCUCCGACUCCGCCCCGGACGGCAGCCAGGUCACCUUCAUCCUCCCCCACCUGCCCUCUGAGGGGGAGGGGGAGGGGGGGGGGAGUCCGGAGCUGCCGGGGUUCUCGGGUUCGUGCCGGAUACGUUACGUGGACGCGAGGGGCCCCAUGAUCAGCCUGAGGGCCCUACACGAGGCAGGCAUCAAGACUGCGGAUGCUGUGGUGCUUCGGCCGCCCAUCCAGGAUAUGGAACGCUGGUGUGCCAAGAAGCCCGUGACGGCCCGUAUUCGAGAGGCGGAUGCGAUGGUAAUGGCGGGACUGAUUCAGGUUCAGGACGCGGUGAUUGCAUCAGGUCGUACGGAUCCACCGCACGUGGUCGCGCGGCUCAACCGUUACGGGUCAACGGAAACGGCUCUUCGCCGCCACAGCAGCAACAGCAGCAGCAGCAGCAGCCGGCCUUAUCCUCCCAGGCACAUGUACAACAGCUACAGCCGCUACAGCCUGAGCUACAGCUGCAACGGCGAGCUGCAGCCGCAAAGCCAUCACCGCCAGCUGCCGCCCAUUGUCCACAACAGCUACAGCCGCUGCAGCCGCUACAGCCGCUGCAGGAUCAAGUCCUCGAAGACCCCCGGCGACAGAAUCACAUCUGGCGGGGACUCCUGCCACAACACAGACACGCAGACGCAGACGGUGGUUGUUGGUCAGAGCAAUGGAGCACACCCACCGCCGCAUCACUGCCUGCCGGGGGGUCUGACGCUUCAUCUUCCCCUCAUGCCGGCGUUGCAUUUGCCGGGUAGCGGUGGUGCCAGUGGUGGUGGUGGUGGUGGCGGAGGCGCGGAGGCGGAGGCGCCGCCAUUGCCAUCUUCAUCCUCCACGGGGAUGACGGCAAAUUUUCCAGCAGGAGCCGCUGGAAGUCCGCUGGCUCAUCAGCUGCAGCAGCCGCCGCCGCAGCAGCAGCAGCAGCCGCAUGGCAGUCAUGGCGGGGGCGGUGCAUCCAGCCCUGCCGAUCGGAUCUUCCUUGCUGAUGACUUGAUCGGCGCGUUGCUCACGCAGGUCGCCGCCCAGCCCAGCUACACCCAGCUGGUGUCGCAGCUGAUCAGCAAGGACGGCGCUGAGCUGUACCUGCGGAGCCCGGCAGUGUUCAACAUCGCCCCGGGUGAGCGGCUGUCGUUCGCCGAGCUCACUGAGACCUCCCGGCUGCUGCGGCAAGUGGCGCUGGGGGUGGUGCGUGCAGACGGCCGCUGCUGCCUGGUCCCCAAGCCACAUGAGCUUCUGGACUUCAAGCCCGGGGAUCAGCCAAGCUGCUCUCUGCCGCCGCUGGACAGUGACCCCGCUUCGCAGGGGACGGGAAGGGGAUGUACGGCGGGUGUCGCGGCUGGCCCUGACGGGGACGGGUGGUACGGCAGGCCCCGGUUGCCAUCGCCCCGCCGCCGCCCCGGUCGAAUAGUGCAUGGCCUGGGGCGGCGAGGGCAGGUAACGGCCCGGGGCAUCAUUCCUUCCGAGGACUACGACUUUCAAAGGGCACACUCUUCUGCGCUAAACACUGUAGAGUGUCGUACAUUCUACAUCACAAAAUGCAAAUCCCGUACAUGUGUACAACCAAGAAUCGAGGCGAAUUGA